Messenger RNA from Cokeromyces recurvatus, 1125 nucleotides. RefSeq names its product helix-loop-helix DNA-binding domain-containing protein. The coding region runs from base 114 to 965 and encodes 283 amino acids. Gene Ontology annotation, molecular function: RNA polymerase II cis-regulatory region sequence-specific DNA binding; protein dimerization activity; DNA-binding transcription factor activity, RNA polymerase II-specific. Gene Ontology annotation, biological process: regulation of transcription by RNA polymerase II. The transcript has 3 exons. Lineage: Eukaryota; Fungi; Mucoromycota; Mucoromycetes; Mucorales; Mucoraceae. The record is from RefSeq and is a predicted model, not a curated record.
AAAAAAAAAAAAAAAAGGACAAACUAAUCUAUAAAUGGCCAUUAUAUAAAAAAAAAAGACUUUCUUUUCCUUUCAACUCUACUUCCACCUUUAUUUUAUCUAUUUUUCAUUUAAUGUAUUCUACAAAACAACAACAGCAUUUUAUUAAUAUCGACACUAGUAAUAGGUCAGAACAUCAUCGAGCAAAUAGUAGUGGCUUUCAACAGCAGUCGCCUUUGUCAACAUCACCUUAUCAUACAACAACAACUUUUGGUCCAAUGGCCAUUCAUCCUUCUUCUACCUUUGGAACAACAACGGCAACUACAACAGAUGUUGCAAACUGGUUUAGUACAAGUAUUGAAUCUACAACUUCUUCAUUUGGACAAUCUUCUGUAUUUGGUGCAAAUCCUACCCCUACUCCUACUUCUAAUACUACUCCUACUACUACUACUAAUAAUAAUAAGAAUACUCAGGAUUUAAUUAUGACACCUUCAAAUUCAACAGGACAUUUAAUUGAGGGCUUCCCCAAUAAUGAACUUAAUAAUGAUAUCAAUAACCAAAAAAAUCAUCAAGAGAUGUUUGAAAAAAGAAGACGAAGGAGAGAGUCGCAUAACGCAGUAGAAAGAAGAAGAAGAGAUAAUAUAAACGAAAGAAUUUAUGAGCUUUCAACAUUAUUACCAGAUCAUUUAAUCGAUUCUGUUCCAGCAAGUUCAAAUGUAAUGUCUAUUGCACCUGGGCAAUCAGGUACAAAUGCAAAACCUAUUAAUAAAGGCACAAUCUUGAAAUUAUCAGUAGAUCACAUUAAAGAGCUAAGAGAGGAAAUAUCGGGUUAUAAAAAUCGAAUCUUAGAACUCGAGAGUUUAAUUGACAUGGCAAAGAAAGAUCACCAUCCAUUAACAUCAACAAAAAUAAAACAUGAACGUAUUGGAUCUAUACAAUUUCAACAGCAAUUUGGCAAAUUACAUAUUACUGGAAGCGAAAAAUAAGGAUAAUACAGUUUGAUUAUAACAAAAUAUAUGACACUGUUCUAUAUACAUCUAUCUAUAUCACAUGACCCACACUUUUUGCAUUGUUGUACAUUCAUAGAUAAUCGUUUAUGUUAUGCAAAAAAAAAAAAAAAAUAAUAAUAAUAGAUUUAACAAUAUA